AUGAUACAUUUUGUCAAAUCUUCUUUCUCUAUUUCAUUACUUCUUGUCCAAAAACAUAUCCUUUGUCUUUCAGUGGAGAGAGAGAGCAUCACCCUGUCUGAGGUCAGACUCGUCCUGAUUGGUGAAAGAUGGGCGGGCAAGAGCUCCUCUGGCAACACCAUACUGAGAAAUGACAGGUUUGAGUGUGGCCGAACCAGAACGGCUCAGUCUGAAAUGAGGCAUGAAGUGGUCGAGGGCAGGGAGCUCAUCGUGGUCGAUGUUCCAGGAUGGAGCAGCUCCCUCUCCCUCUCUGAGAUCCCAGAGGGGGACAAGCAACGAUUUAAACUCAACGCAUCCAAAUGUCCGCCCGGACCAAAUACUUUUCUCCUUGUUAUUCCCAUUGACACUGCUUUUUCUGCGAUGACGAAGAAGACCGUGGAGGAGCACAUGAAGCUACUGGGAGAGCGGGUUUGGAAACACACCAUGGUGCUGUUCACCUGUGGGAAUUACCUGGGGGGGAAGACCAUAGAGCAGCACAUAGAGAGUGAAGGAGAGUCACUCAUGUGGUUAAUAGAAAGAUGCAAGAACAGGUACCAUGUGUUUGAGAACAAGGAUAAGAGUAGUUUAUCUCAGGUGACACGGCUGCUGGAGAAGGUAGAUGAGAUGGUGUGGCAAAACAAAGGCAGGUUCUACGAGGUAGACGAGCAGACCUUAAACAUCAUUGAAAAGAAACAUCGAGAAGUGGCUGAAAGGGCAAAACAGAGAGAGAGGCGGUCCGAAGAACAAAGACAACAGAUGAGAGCACUCAUUGCAGAAGAGAUGAAAACCAUCCCUAAACUCCGGAUGGUUCUCUUGGGAAGCCGAGGCGUUGGGAAAACCUCAGUAGGGAACACCAUUUUGGGAAUCAAAGUGCAAGAAGAUGGAAAAAGAACGGCACACUCGGUGGGCCGACAGGGUUUUGUGGGUGAAACUGAAAUAACCCUUGUUGACACUCCAGGUUGGUGGAAAGGCUUCCCUGAGUGUGACACCCCUGAAGCGAUCAAAGAAGAAGUGAUACGCAGCCCGUCCCUGUGCCUCCCUGGGCCUCAGGUCUUCCUGCUGGUGAUAGACGCAGAUGCAUCCUUCAAUGGAAAACACUUAGAUGCCGUGACAUCACACAUGGAGCUCCUCGGAGAAGAAGUGUGGAGACACACUAUUGUAGUUUUCACCAGAGGAGACUGGCUGGGAACACACACCAUAGAAGAGUAUAUCGAAGGGGAGGGAGAGGCGUUGCAGUCGCUGGUUGAACAAUGUGGAAACAGAUAUCAUGUCAUUGAUAACAAGAAUACAGAUGAUGGUACCCAAAUCACAGAGCUCCUGAAAAAAAUCACUGAGACCUUGGCUGGAAAUGGUUGUGACCAUUUUGUCCCAGAUGAGAAGAUAUUUGAUGCCAUUGAAGAGAAGAGAAUGAAAGUGAAAGAAGGAGCAAAACUGAGGCAAAGUCAAGUUGAGGCCCAAAGAAGAUUGCGCAAAGAAUCCAGUAAAGAAUUACAUGCGCUGACUUUUCUGAUGCUUGGUCAGAAGACAUUUGGAAAGAGCGCAACAGGAAAUACCCUCCUACGUAGAGAAGUGUUUCCCACCUGUCAGAAUGAGUUCUGUCAGGUGGAGCAAGGGGAAGUUGAUGGCAGAGCGGUCACAGUGGUCGACACCCCGGGGUGGUGGAAGGAUCCCUCCAAAUCCACAGAAGAGAUGGACAAAGAAAUAGUCCGAGGUCUGACUCUGAGCCCAUCAGGCUUUCAUGCUGUUCUGCUGGUUGUCCCUUUGGACCUGACGUUCAGAGAAGCUCAGCGGGCCGCCCUGGAGGAACAGAUGAAGCUCCUUGAUGUCAGCGUCUGGAAACACACCAUGGUGCUAUUCACAUACGGAGACAAACUAGAAGAUAAAUCCAUUGAGGAGCACAUUGAGAGCGAGCACAAGGCGCUACGCUGGUUAAUAGACAAGUGUGAGAACAGAUACCACGUUGUGAACAACUUGAAAAAAAGUGAUAUGAGCCAAGUUACUCAGCUGUUUGAGAAGGUAGAGGAGAUGGUGGCAGGAAACAGCCGACAGCUCUUCUGUCCUGAGAUGAGCCAAAUCUACUUAAACAUAGAUGACAAAUUCAAGAGGAUGCAGCUAAAAAAUGUGCUGAAGCAGCGACUAGCUGAGGAGUACAAGAGGAGAGAGCUGGAGAUGAUGACAAGCUUCAAGAAAACACUCCUAGAGCUGCAAGCUCAGAUCGGAGACAGUGCAACAGGCACUAAAUCGAAGUCGCUGAUUGGUGACAGGACCAAACUCAAAGUCAAGGGGAUUGGUCAGAAGAAGAAAGAUGGAAAGGACAAGGAGGAAAACAUAAACUCAAAGAUCAGUCAGGAAAUUGAAAGGCUGAAUAACGACAUCAAAAAUAAAUCGGCAGAUCUUCGCCUGAGCAGCCUCGACUACCUGUUCCCAACCUUUAAAGGAGAGUCUUCGACAGACAGGAAAACCUCCUCCAGCCAAUUUGAGGACGUCCUAGGUUGGCUGGCAUCAGUUGAGAUUGGCACAAAUGAGGAGAACCAGUUCACCCUCAACUUCUCUCAGACGUCCGGAUACAGAUCUGUGGUGCCGCACAACUGCUUGGAGUUUGACACAGAAGAAUACCCCUGAAUGUUUUAUGUGAUUAUUUUAGGUUUCAUUUUUUACACAGAUUGAUUGACUUACUGUUUAUACUAGUAAUACGUUAUAUAUAUAUUUAUAUAUUUGUACAAUAUAACAAAUGCACCUUACAAUUAAACAUUCUUAUCAUUAGACUGCACCCUAUUUGCUAUAGUCCGUCUUGGUGAUUCAUAAACGCCUGUCUUCACAACAUUACAUCUAGUUAUAUGAUGAGCUAGACUAUUGUGAUGGACAAAUGUGUCCAAAACUUUAUUUUGGCACAAUAAAGUAAUGUAUUGUGAAGGGCUGGCAAUAUUUAAACUGUAUGACUAUAUUUGUAUUCCAGUUACAGAAUUCCUCCACAGAGAUGAUAAACUUCAGCACUCAAUGUAAUUUUUCUCCUGUAUUUUGAAAACAAACAUUAAAUCUUUGGCAUGUAUUGCCACAUGGUGAUUGCAA
Notothenia coriiceps (black rockcod) is the source of this 3087-nucleotide messenger RNA. Its product is annotated as GTPase IMAP family member 8-like. The transcript is spliced from 5 exons. Gene Ontology annotation, molecular function: GTP binding. Lineage: Eukaryota; Metazoa; Chordata; Actinopteri; Perciformes; Nototheniidae. The record is from RefSeq and is a predicted model, not a curated record. The coding region runs from base 1 to 2640 and encodes 879 amino acids.